UCUCUGUCACCAAGGGCAAGCCCUGUCCUGAACUUCCUUUUUUUCCUGUGCUGUCCAGGCACCUGUGACAAUGGUGGCACCUGGAUGCAGGGCCUCUGUCACUGCCCCCUGGGGUUCUCUGGAGACCACUGUGAGCUCCAGGAGAUCAGGUGCCAGAAUGGGGGUAAAUGGGAUGGCCUCACGUGCCACUGCCCUAGUACCUUCUCUGGCUCCUGUUGCGAGUUUGUGGUGGGACAGGUGGAUCUGGACACUGUGGAUGCCGAAGUGGGCAUGGAGGUGUCUGUUGACCAGGAGUUCUCCCCGGACCUCAAUGACAGCACUUCUGCGGCCUACAAGGAUUUCAGUGACACCUUCCCAGAUCAGAUGCAGAAGAUUUACCAAAAUGUGCAGGGGUUCAAGGAUGUGGAGAUCCUAUCAUUGAGGAGUGGCAGCAUUGUGGUGGACUAUCUGGUCCUGCUGGAGUUCCCCUUUAGCCCCCAGCUGGAGACCGAGUAUGAGAAGAUGAAGUCAAUCCUGAAGGAGGAGCUCCAGAAUGUCAGCCAUAACGGGGACAGCUGCCAGCAUAACCAGACCCUGUGUUUUAAGCCUGACUCCAUCAAGGUGAACAAUAACACCAGGAAGGAGCUGACUCUGGAAGCCAUCUGUCGCCGCGCCACUGCCAAAGGCUAUGAGGAUUUCUACUUCCCCUUGGUGGAGGAGAACCGGCCCUGCGUCACCAAAUGCACUUUGGGCGUGGACGGCCCCAUCAACUGUCACCAGGGCCAGUGCCUUGUGGAGAGGAGCGGUCCUGCUUGCCGCUGCUUCUCCACGGACACGCACUGGUUCUCGGGCCCGCGCUGCCAGGUGGCCGUCGCCUGGAGUGCUGCUGCUGGGGCUGCUGGCGUCCCUGAGCCUCUUCGUCGCGCGCUCCCGCUCCCGGCGAGGUGGCCAAAGGGUCCCAGCUGGGGCGGCCCUGCUCUGACACGGCGGCCGGCCGGCGCGUUGCCCCGACCCAGGUCCUGGGAUGACGACAGGAAAUGGUUCGAGAUCUGGGAUGAGGACACUGUGGGGACUUUUUCAAACUUGGGCUUGGAGGACGACCAAACAGUCAAGGAAGAACACUUCCAGGUGGCCUUGGAGACUGUGGACACCAAUGUGAGGGUGCAUCUCCAGAGGCCUGAGGUUGGCUUCGUCCUUGCUGUGAGCCCGGCACCUCCCCCGCUGCCCUGCCCCAGACAGUGAGAAGAAACCGUCUGAACUGCAUCCAUUUUAAGGGAUGGCCCGAGGACUUGGGCAACUCUGUCUCCUGGUUUCCUUGAGCAAACUCAGACCAUCUCCCUGACCCUCCUCCUUCUCCGGGCUUGGGUGAAGCUCACUGGAGACCCAGUUCAAAUCCAGGCUCUUGCACUGUGGGGCCUUGGCCAAGUCAGUCACUUUUCCGAACCCUGUUAAGAUGAGUAGGGCAUCUUUGUCCUGAUACCCCGUGUGGUUAGUGUGAAAACCAGACGCGCUCUGUCAGAUCUCUGUCCCAGUGCACCUUCCUGUGUCUGCCCUUGUGCUUAUGUGGUCUCUCGCAGAUCCCCGCCCCCACAUCCUUUGGGGGUCUCUAUUCUCCUGUGAGCAUCCCUACCCCCGUUCCCCACCUGAGCCUGUAACCAUCCUCCGACCAGCUCCUUAUGUAACUCCUUGCUGCACCCCUGGCUCCCUGCCUUAGAUCUCCCCCUAGGAACCCACUUCUUAAAUCGCUCCCCAGCCCAGCACUCAGCCCCAAGUCUCCCCCAGCUUGUCCCCUCCCCCGCCCUUAUAAUCUCAGCCCUAAAUCCUUAGCACCCCCCAUCCCAGGGCCCCAGUCUUAAAUCCUCCCUCCUCCCUGCACACCCCAUUCCCAGCCACGUAUGGAUGUCCUCUCCCUCUCAGGCCCCCCAGCUGGUGCUCCUCAGGCCCUGGUCCCCCAUUCUGAGGCUCCAUUCCUUCUUCUCGAUCCCAAAGGCCCAGGAUCCCAAUUUUCUGGGGCCUCAAGGAGGAGCAGAAGCAGGGCCCUGAGGUGGAGAAGCUCCCUCAGCCCUUUGUCCUCACUGCCCCCUCUCCCCCAUCCCCUACUACGUCACCCUCCCAACACUCCCCCCACCGUGCCCCUUUCUUCUCUGGCUUCACCCCCAUCCCUGCAGUAACCUCAGAGGCCAGAAGUCCCCAGCCUUCUUUUUUUUUUUAAUUUUUAUUGUUAUGUUAAUCACCAUAUAUUACAUCAUUUGUUUUUGAUGUAGUGUUCCAUGAUUCAUUGUUUGUGCAUAACACCCAGUGCU
Molecule: messenger RNA, 2282 nt
Organism: Zalophus californianus (California sea lion)
Lineage: Eukaryota; Metazoa; Chordata; Mammalia; Carnivora; Otariidae
Product: mucin-3B
Source: RefSeq, a predicted model, not a curated record